ACUGUGGCACUCAGACAAGCUAGUGACAGUGUACUACAGCUACCUAGCAAAGUUAGCUAGCUACUUGGGAAGGCUGGGCGUUAACAUCACGCGGUGAAACGUGCGAUAUCUACUAAUAUUUGGCUUGCCUAAAUAUUUGCAUUUGAUCUAAAUAAGAUGAAGUAGUUGGCUUGCAAUUUAUGUAACGUUCGUGAAUAGCGAACUUUAGCUGGUUACCUAGCUAGUUAUCUUAGCCUAGCUAGCUAACUACGUGUUCCGUGCCAUGGCAUUUGUUUUGUUUGUUUGGAAACUUUCGUCUAGCUCAAUUUCGUUGGUUGUGACUGUGUCAGAUAAAUAGCUUUGGAUAUAACUGAGCAAAUCAUGGCUAAAAUAGAGAAUGGUCGCUUGUCCGCCGACACUAGAAGUAUCAGGACCAUUAGCAGCAGCAGUCAUAUGGACGACGAAAGCUCUAUUGGUUCAGACUCCGAAAUCAACGGGUUCACCAGCGACAGACAUACCGAUAAAUAUGGAUUUAUUGGGGGCGCACAACAGUAUUCAGAAGAAUCUGCUCAGGAUCUCCCCCCAGAGGUGCUGAGACAGAGAGAGGUCAAGUGGCUGGACAUGCUCAGUAAUUGGGACAAAUGGAUGGCAAAGAGACAUAAUAAGGUGAGGCUGCGGUGUCAGAAAGGGAUUCCUCCAUCACUGCGAGGCCGGGCUUGGCUUUAUCUGUCAGGGGGUAAAGUGAAGAAGGAGCAGAACCGAGGGAAGUUUGAGGAGCUGGAUAGUCAGGCUGGAGACCCAAAGGAGCUGGACGUGAUUGAAAAAGAUCUACACAGACAGUUCCCCUUCCAUGAGAUGUUUGUGUCACGUGGGGGCCACGGGCAGCAGGACCUGUUCCGUGUGCUGAAGGCCUACACUUUGUACCGGCCAGACGAGGGCUACUGCCAGGCCCAGGCCCCCAUCGCCGCUGUGCUUCUCAUGCACAUGCCUGCAGAGGAUGCAUUCUGGGGGCUGGUCCAGAUUUGUGAGAAGUACCUUCCUGGAUACUACAGCGCGGGGCUGGAGGCCAUCCAGUUAGAUGGGGAGAUCCUGUAUGCCUUGAUGCGACGCGUGUCCCCUCUAGCGUACCGCCACCUGGAGAAACACAAGAUAGAGCCCAUCCUGUACAUGACGGAGUGGUUCAUGUGUGCCUUCUCCCGCACCCUGCCCUGGGCCUCGGUGCUGCGUGUCUGGGACAUGUUCUUGUGUGAUGGUGUCAAGAUCAUCUUCCGGGUGGGCAUGGUGCUACUGAAGUGCAUGCUGGGUACGCGUGAGAAGCUCAAGGCGUGUCAGGGUCAGUAUGAGACCAUGGAGCUGCUGAGGACCAUCGAGCCACGCUACAUGCAGGAGGGCUUCCUCGUCCGAGAGGUUCUGGAGGUGCCUGUUUCAGCUCGGGAUAUUGAAAGAGAACACCAUGUUCAGCUGAAGCGCUGGAGGAAGAAUCGUGGGGACCUGCACUGUAAGUCCCCUCCCAGAAUGCAUGGCGCCAGGGCCAUCAUGGCUUCAGAACCUCCGAGUCGCCAAGAUCUUCGUCAGAACCCCACCAUCAUCGUGGAGUCGCAACUGCCUCCCCCUCCGCCCACCCCUCAGCUGAAGAAGGAAGAGAAGAAGAGCAAGGAGGAAAAAAGCAAGGAGAAGAAGGGCAAGAAGAAAGGAAGUAUGAAGAAAACCACUCCUGCUGUAAAGGAUAUCCCCAACCCUUAUGCUUUACCUGUUGAUCCUCAGCCUCCCCUAACUCCGUCUCCGUUGUCUCAGCCUCCCCUAACUCAGCCUCUGUUGUCUCAGCCUCCCCUAACUCAGCCUCUGUUGUCUCAGCCUCCCCUAACUCAGCCUCUGUUGUCUCAGCCUCCCCUAACUCAGCCUCUGUUGUCUCAGCCUCCCCUAACUCAGCCUCCGUUGUCUCAGCCUCCCCUAACUCAGCCUCCGUUGUCUCAGCCUCCCCUAACUCAGCCUCCGUUGUCUCAGCCUCCCCUAACUCAGCCUCCGUUGUCUCAGCCUCCCCUAACUCAGCCUCCGUUGUCUCAGCCUCCCCUAACUCAGCCUCCGUUGUCUCAGCCUCCCCUAACUCAGCCUCCGUUGUCUCAGCCUCCCCUAACUCAGCCUCCGUUGUCUCAGCCUCCCCUAACUCAUCCUCCGGUGUCUCUGCCUCCGGUGCCUCUGCCUUUUCUAACUAAGCCUCCUCCAACUAACCCUCCAUUGUCUCAGCCUCCAUUGACAGUACCUCUUUCCCAGCCUCUUCUGAGAUACUCUCCAGUACAACAUCCCCUCAUCAAUGAUACGCCCCUUCCAAAUACACCUAUAGACUGUUCCUUGCCUGACCAACCAGCCCUUAACGACCAACCAGCCCUUAACGACCAACCAGCCCUUAACGACCAACCAGCCCUUAACGACCAACCAGCCCUUAACGACCAACCAGCACUUAACGGCCAGUCUGUUCUUAAAGAGUCCCCCCUCCAGCAGUCCACACAGAGCCUGAGUAGCACAGAGGACACAUACCUGUAGCUCUCCCUGUGGGUAUGAGGAGGGACAUCAUGUCUGACACAGACAUGAUGGGAAUGGGGUAGAGGGGAAGUGAGAGAGGAACUGGAAGUAUCCCUGUGUUCUACUGCUCCAGUCUCACUCCCCACCGCAUGGCUGUGAGGCUGAAAGCACCCAGAGAGGCUAAUCCCUGACCUCUGUGGGAGAUUCCAGGGUGGCUGUACUGAGGAUGCCCCUGUGCCCAUUCACAGUCUCUCCCAACCUGAUACUGUCUCUGUAUCAGGCAUUUCCGGACUCCACCAUAACCAGCAACUGGGUCUGUCAUGGCCAAUGGCAAAGCAGCACAACUGUUGUAUAUCUUUCCUAUGAGUUUUAAACGGCUUGCUUUUAAGACACCAUAAUGCCUAGAGUACACAGUCAGCAGCAUACACUAAUGCAUCACUGCUAAGUGUUAUAAUAUGUUAGUCUUUAUGUUAUGUUCUUCCCUCUAUGAUGUGCAAGGGAGACACAUUACUGAUUGGUUGUGUAGUUGUUGUGUACAUAAAACAUUCCUUUUAGACAAUGUGAAAGACCGCGCAAUAGUCUACCUGGUUCUAGGAGUUAAUGACAUGAUUGAUUUAUUAACACUUCAUUGGAAUGGGAGUUUUAGUUUUUUUUCCCUCAUUCAACUCUUUAAACUGCCUAUAGCACAUAGGAAAUGGGUAUAAGAUAUUUCGCUUUUGGAGUUAAGUAAACAACCCUUCUAGUCUUCACCACCAGAGAGCAGUCCUGGUCUGUUUUCUGUUACCGUCUCUGUUAAAUCAGCUGUUACAUUCCCCUUCCUAAAAAGGAACGCUCAGCACUCUUUUCAGACUUCCCUUAUGAGCACAUCCAUUCCUCGUCACGGCCACUCUUUCAAAGGAACUUUUUCAGUAUUCAAGCUUGUAUUGUACAGUAAAAGGUGUGAUAAUGAGGUCUGCCGACCUUGGUGGCGUGUGGCUGCCUACUCUCCCAGCCUGGAGGUCAUGGUCCUGAUGUUUUGAGAGUGCAGACACAUUCCCAACAUGCCAUGCACUUCCAGUUAUUAUGUAGCAUUUAACUACAGUAAGGUAAGAAAAAAGGAGCAGAUUGAAGUUUCAUGAGGAAGUAUAUGAUGAAUGCAUAUGCAAUGACACAUUCCUGUUUAUUUAAAGGCAGCUUGUCUCGUGCAUAGUCUGGGAAUCAUAUGUAUUCAUAGUCUGGGAGUCGUAUGUAUUCAUAGUCUGGGAAUCUUAUGUAUUCAUAGUCUGGGAAUCGUCUGUAUUCAUAGUCUGGGAAUCGUCUGUAUUCAUAGUCUGGGAAUCGUAUGUAUUCAUAGUCUGGGAAUCGUAUGUAUUCUUAGUCUGGGAAUCAGAUGUAUUCAUGCAUGUUUUCUUUUACUUAUUUUAAGGAGUGUGCUUCUGCACAGGUGCCGGGUGAAAUGGUCCUUUCAGGCUAGAUCGUUUAAGAUAUGAAUCCCCUAAUUGCUACACGGAGUAACUGAAGCAGCUGUAGCAGAAACCAAGCAGGAUGUGAUGAUUAUCAGUGUUCCACUACCUGUUACUGCAGAUGAGUACUUGGUCUUGCAGACAUUCUAACGGAGUUUAUGUACAUGUAGAUCUAGGCCUUCCAUUUGGACAAUGUUGAGAGUUGUCAUGUUUUUGGGAAAAUUGAUGCCUUUACUUUUUUAUAUAUAUAUAUUUAAUUCAUUUGGGGAAAACAUGAACCUGGGAUGUAUUCAUUUUGUGGCCAGAAUUCCGGUCGCUCUUUUGCUAAAUGUUUUGGGACUAAAUGUUGUGUUGGACGAAUUUAAUACAGCGGUGUUCUGAUAAAGAUCAGACCUUUGCUUUGGGAUAACAUGGACAGUCUGCUGAAACUUUUUGGUAAAUUAAGGUUAGAUGGAUGUCAUUGUUUUGCAUUCUGAACUAUCAAGCUUUUAGGACACUAUGGGAAACUCUUUAGUAGGGAGAAAAAUAUUACUUCAGUAUACCAUAUAAUUGUACCUAAUGCAAGUUUAUUUUACAGGUCAUCUCUGAGACCUCUCUAAAAAGCAAUAAUAGGUAAAUACAGGGCAAAUAAACACUGCCAAGUCCAUCCAAGUGGACACUAUUGAAGUCUAUCACAUACCUCCCAUUUGGCCGGUAUUCAAAUUUAAUUUAAUGCUUAAAAUGUGUAGAUAAGAUCAAUUCGUAAUAUAAAAGAUGUCUUUUUGGAAUGAAAAUAAUAUUGUAUAUCCGUAUUUUAUUUAACAAGAUAUGAUCAAAGCGUGACAAUUUUGACACUAGUUUUCGAGUUUAAACCAAAAGUUUAAACAAACACAUGCAAUGCGGUCAUCCCUAGAAAUGUAUUGUCAGCGCAGUGCGGUUUUGUUCUUCCGAUGAGACAUUUUGUGUUUCUGUCAGCUAUCAAUAAAUAUCACUUUUUGUUUCAGA
Messenger RNA from Esox lucius (northern pike), 4925 nucleotides. RefSeq names its product TBC1 domain family member 10A. The coding region runs from base 361 to 2520 and encodes 719 amino acids. The transcript is spliced from 9 exons. NCBI's taxonomy places the organism in Eukaryota, Metazoa, Chordata, Actinopteri, Esociformes, Esocidae. The record is from RefSeq and is a predicted model, not a curated record.